GGGUGGGCGGUCACGUGGGCCGGCGGUCCUGGGCCGGAAUGGCUGCAAGCUCAGGAGAACCGGAGCACUACCCUGGGAUUUGGAGCAUAAGAAAGGCGUUAAUUGAAGCCUUUGGCACCGGUUUACCCUUAUGCUGUUAGAGAUCAUCAUUCAGGUCUUUCUGAGCUAAGGCCAAACAAACAAACAAAAAACGCUUGCUUUGAUGAACUGAAUACUGUUAUUAAAAGUAAAUAUGGAAAGUGAACCAGACCAUGAAAAUGUGGAACAGAGCCUCUGCGCCAAGACUGCCGAAGAAGAGCUGAAUAAGUCUUUCAAUCUAGAAGCUUCACUUUCAAAAUUCUCUUACAUAGAUCUGGACAAGGAACUGGAGUUCAAAAAUGAUCUGAUUGAUGACAAGGAGUUUGAUAUUCCUCAAGUUGAUACGCCUCCAACGCUGGAAAGCAUACUAAAUGAGACUGAUGAUGAAGAUGAGUCUUUUGUUCUUGAGGACCCUACAUUGUUAAACAUUGAUACUGUUGAUUCUCACUCCUAUGAUACAUCAUCUGUGGCAAGCUCAGACAGUGGUGACAGGACCAACUUAAAAAGGAAGAAGAAAUUACUUGAUUCUUUUUCACUCCAUGGAUCAGUUAUGCGACAUUCACUUUUGAAGGGAAUUUCUGCCCAGAUAGUGUCUGCAGCUGACAAAGUAGAUGCCGGCUUGCCUACAGCAAUUGCAGUGUCCAGUCUGAUAGCAGUGGGUACAUCUCAUGGAUUGGCUUUAAUAUUUGGAAAAGAUCAGAAUCAAGCUUUGCGACUCUGUCUGGGUAGCACUAAUGUUGGAGGUCAGUAUGGCGCUAUCUCUGCCCUCAGUAUCAACAAUGAUUGCUCAAGACUUCUUUGUGGCUUUGCUAAAGGACAGGUCACCAUGUGGGAUUUGGCCAGUGGAAAGCUUCUACGAUCAAUCACAGAUGCUCACCCUCCAGGAACAGCAAUAUUGCAUAUCAAGUUUACAGAUGAUCCAACUCUCGCAAUUUGCAAUGACAGCGGAGGCUCUGUUUUUGAAUUGACAUUUAAGAGAGUGAUGGGAGUGAGAACAUGCGAAUCUAGGUGUCUCUUCAGUGGUUCCAAGGGUGAAGUCUGCUGUAUUGAGCCUCUGCAUUCUAAGCCUGAGUUGAAAGAUCAUCCCAUCACACAGUUUUCAUUAUUGGCCAUGGCAUCCUUAACAAAAAUACUGGUUAUUGGAUUGAAACCAUCCUUGAAAGUGUGGAUGACUUUUCCCUAUGGCCGGAUGGAUCCUUCCAGUGUGCCGUUGCUGGCCUGGCACUUUGUAGCAGUACAUAAUUAUGUGAAUCCAAUGCUUGCCUUCUGCAGAGGAGAUGUUGUUCAUUUUCUAUUGGUAAAGAGAGAUGAAUCUGGAGCAAUACAUGUUACUAAGCAAAAGCAUCUUCACCUAUACUAUGACCUCAUCAACUUUACUUGGAUAAAUUCCCGCACAGUCGUGCUCUUAGACAGCGUGGAGAAGUUGCAUGUGAUUGAUCGGCAAACACAGGAGGAACUGGAGACGGUGGAGAUCUCAGAAGUUCAGCUGGUCUACAACAGUAGCCAUUUCAAAUCACUGGCCACUGGAGGAAAUGUUAGCCAGGCACUGGCUUUGGUUGGAGAGAAGGCUUGCUAUCAAUCCAUCAGCAGCUAUGGUGGUCAGAUCUUUUAUUUGGGGACAAAAUCUGUUUAUGUGAUGAUGCUGAGGAGCUGGAGAGAGAGAGUGGAUCAUCUCCUGAAACAAGAUUGUCUUACAGAAGCCUUGGCCCUUGCAUGGUCUUUCCAUGAAGGAAAAGCAAAAGCAGUCGUGGGGUUAUCAGGGGAUGUCAGCAAGCGAAAGGCGAUUGUUUCAGACCGGAUGGUAGAAAUCCUAUUCCAUUAUGCAGAUCGAGCUCUGAAAAAGUGCCCAGACCAAGGAAAAAUCCAAGUGAUGGAGCAGCAUUUUCAGGAUAUGGUGCCUGUCAUAGUUGAUUACUGUCUUCUGCUGCAGCGAAAGGAUCUUUUAUUUAGUCAAAUGUAUGAUAAAUUAAGUGAGAAUUCAGUGGCCAAAGGAGUAUUUCUGGAGUGCCUUGAGCCAUAUAUUUUAAGUGAUAAAUUGGUGGGAAUCACACCCCAAGUAAUGAAAGACUUGAUUGUUCAUUUCCAAGAUAAAAAAUUAAUGGAAAAUGUGGAAGCUCUCAUUGUACAUAUGGAUAUCACCAGCCUAGAUAUUCAGCAGGUAGUUCUCAUGUGUUGGGAAAAUCGUUUAUAUGAUGCUAUGAUCUAUGUCUACAACAGAGGCAUGAAUGAAUUUAUUAGUCCAAUGGAGAAACUUUUCAGAGUCAUUGCUCCACUUCUGAAUGCAGGAAAGACGCUAACAGAUGAACAAGUUGUUAUGGGCAAUAAGCUUCUUGUGUAUAUUAGCUGUUGUCUAGCAGGUCGUGCCUAUCCCCUUGGUGACAUCCCUGAAGAUCUUGUUCCCUUGGUUAAAAACCAGGUUUUUGAAUUUCUAAUUCGCCUGCAUUCAGCAGAGGCUUCUCCUGAGGAAGAAAUCUAUCCUUAUAUUCGGACUUUGCUACAUUUUGACACAAGAGAAUUUCUAAAUGUAUUGGCACUGACUUUCGAAGAUUUUAAAAAUGACAAGCAAGCUGUGGAGUAUCAACAGCGGAUUGUGGAUAUUUUGUUGAAAGUUAUGGUGGAGAAUUCAGACUUCACCCCCUCACAAGUAGGGUGUCUCUUUACCUUUCUUGCUCGGCAGCUUGCAAAGCCUGACAACACCUUGUUUGUAAACAGAACACUUUUUGAUCAGGUCCUUGAAUUCCUCUGUAGUCCUGAUGAUGACUCCCGACACUCUGAAAGACAGCAGGUCCUUUUAGAAUUGCUGCAGGCCGGAGGCAUAGUUCAAUUUGAAGAGAGUCGACUCAUCCGUAUGGCAGAAAAAGCUGAGUUCUAUCAGAUUUGUGAAUUUAUGUAUGAGCGAGAACACCAAUAUGACAAAAUAAUUGAUUGCUACCUACAUGACCCUCUGAGAGAGGAAGAAGUCUUCAAUUACAUUCACAAUAUCUUAUCCAUUCCUGGACACAGUGCCGAGGAGAAGCAGUCUGUGUGGCAGAAAGCAAUGGAUCUUAUUGAGGAACUGGUGGCCCUGAAGCCCUGUAAAGCUGCGGAGCUGGUUGCUACCCAUUUUUCUGGACAUAUUGAAACGGUCAUUAAAAAACUUCAGAACCAGGUUUUGCUUUUCAAAUUUUUGAGGAGUCUUCUUGACCCAAGGGAAGGUAUUCAUAUAAACCAAGAAUUGCUGCAAAUAUCUCCCAGCAUCACAGAGCAGUUCAUUGAGCUGUUAUGUCAGUUCAACCCAAACCGAGCUAUAGAGACUCUGCAAGUCCUUGAGUGCUACCGUCUGGAAGAAACUAUUCAGAUUUCUCAGAAGUAUGAGCUUCAUGAAGUCACUGCAUAUCUAUUGGAAAAGAAAGGAGAUAUUCAUGGUGCCUUCUUAAUAAUGUUGGAGAGACUACAAAGCAAACUUCAAGAGAUAACACAUCAAGGUGAAAAUACCCAAGAGGAUCCCUCACUGAAGGGUGUUGAAGAUACGAUGGUAGAGACCAUUGCUCUUUGCCAGAGAAAUUCACAUAAUUUGAACCAGCAGCAACGUGAGGCACUUUGGUUUCCAUUAUUGGAGGCAAUGAUGGCCCCUCAGAAGCUGUCCAGUUCAGCUGCCCCUCAUCUACACUCUGAAGCUCUGAAAUCUUUGACCAUGCAAGUUUUAAACAGCAUGGCAGCCUUCAUUGCCCUGCCAUCAAUCUUGCAAAGAAUCUUACAGGAUCCAGUUUAUGGGAAAGGAAAACUUGGAGAAAUCCAGGGACUUAUUCUGGGAAUGUUGGACACCUUUAACUAUGAACAAACCCUGCUGGAAACAACAACUAGCCUUCUCAACCAAGAUCUCCAUUGGUCAUUAUGUAACCUGAGAGCUUCGGUCACCAGAGGACUGAAUCCCAAACAAGAUUACUGCUCUAUCUGUUUGCAGCAGUACAAGAGACGCCAAGAAAUGGCUGAUGAAAUUAUUGUCUUUAGCUGUGGCCACCUGUAUCACUCAUUCUGCCUGCAAAGCAAAGAAUGCACCAUGGAAAUUGAGGGCCAAACAAGAUGGACGUGCUACAAAUGCAGCUCAAGUAACAAAGUAGGAAAACUCAGUGAAAAUUCAUCUGAAAUUAAAAAGGGCAGGAUAACCCCCUCACAGGUAAAAAUGUCUCCAUCAUAUCAUCAGUCCAAAGGGGAUCUCACUGGUAAAAAGGCAACCUCAGAGCCUGUUCUGGAUCCACAGCAAAUCCAAGCAUUUGAUCAGCUUUGCCACCUCUACCGAGGAAGCUCCAGGCUGGCUCUUCUCACAGAACUCUCCCAGAAUCGCAGCAGCGAGAGCUCUAGGUCAUUCAGUGGCUCCCAGGGUGGCCCUGCUUUCAACAGCAUCUUCCAGAACGAGAACUUCCAGCUGCAGCUCAUUCCCCCUCCUGUGACUGAGGACUGAUGACUCCGUGGAGCCUGGCCCGGGAGAACCAGCGACCAUCCCGAAGCAGCUGGGGAGAGGCCCCGCCUCUGGUGGGCUCGGCCUCUACUGCCUCCCACACUUCUGAGAAGAGGUUCCACAUUGGGCUUCCAUGCCCAGGGCGUCCACACCACCAUUCCCAGUGUAGACUCCCUGCCUUCACACUGUUGUCGUGCGCCAGCUCACCUGACUGGCUGGUUUUGUUUUGCUUGUUAAGCAAAGGAAUGUCAGUACCUCUGUCCAGCUUUUUAGGAAGUACAUUUUGCCUACUGAGACUUUUUCCCUUUUCCCCUGAAGCCUGGAAAGUGGAUGGAACUCACACUAAUGGCAUUACGGAGUCUGCCGCACGCCGCCUCCCGCAGCUGGCGGGCGAUACAGAGGAGCCUCACCUUCUGCGGAGAACAGUGGUUGGCCAGGCUGCAACAUAGCUGAAAUAGGCCUUGGAGCAGAGACAUGGAGGGGCCAGGGCCAUCUCCCUUUUAAUGUGUUCACUCGAAACCUUAUGUGAGUGUAAGACUUGCUCUUUCUAAGAAUAAAUGCCUCUGUGU
Molecule: messenger RNA, 5085 nt
Organism: Cebus imitator (Panamanian white-faced capuchin)
Lineage: Eukaryota; Metazoa; Chordata; Mammalia; Primates; Cebidae
Gene: VPS8
Product: VPS8 subunit of CORVET complex
Exons: 49
Coding region: 233-4519 (1428 amino acids)
Biological process (GO): endosomal vesicle fusion; protein targeting to vacuole
Cellular component (GO): CORVET complex; HOPS complex; late endosome
Molecular function (GO): protein binding
Source: RefSeq, a predicted model, not a curated record